Messenger RNA from Thamnophis elegans (Western terrestrial garter snake), 1474 nucleotides. Its product is annotated as ficolin-1-like. The record is from RefSeq and is a predicted model, not a curated record. Bases 216 to 1241 code for a protein of 341 amino acids. The transcript has 11 exons. Lineage: Eukaryota; Metazoa; Chordata; Lepidosauria; Squamata; Natricidae.
GGAAAGCUUCUUGCAACCAAACAACAGGAAAAAAGGACCACCUGGAAGAUACUCCCUGGUUGUGGAAGUCCAAAAUUUCCAUUGCAACAAAAAGGAAACUGGAGGGAAGGAGGCUCAUUUGGAGCAGUCCCCACAAGAGAAGGACGAGAGCAGCCGGCACCAAUAAAAGCCAGAGAGGGCCCAGGACAGCCCGCAGUCGGAGUCCAGCUGGCACCAUGGGCAGCAAGCGAGCGGGUCUCUUCCUGCUCUGCCUGAUGGCCGCAAACUGCGGAGGGGCCGAGAAGGCUACCUGCCCAGAAGCCCAGGUGUUGGAGCUGAAUGGAAAUGACAAGAUGACCAUCCUGAGGGGAUGUCCAGGCUCCCCUGGCUCUCCAGGCCCCCAGGGACCUCCUGGCUUUCCCGGGGCCAAAGGUGAAAGGGGCUUGCAGGGAAUCCCUGGGGAAGUUGGACCCCCUGGGCCGAAAGGAGAAAAAGGGGAGGCAGGAAAACGCGGAGAGAAAGGGAAAAAAGGCGACAAAGGAGAAAUUGAUGGGGAGGGGCUGGAUGCUCUCCAGUGCAAGCGAGGUGCCCGAAACUGCAAGGAGCUCCUGGCCCAGGGGGUGGUCCUGAGCGGCUGGCACACCAUCUACCCCCAGGACUGCCGGCCCCUGCGGGUGCUGUGCGACAUGCACACCGACGGAGGCGGAUGGAUCGUCUUCCAAAGGAGGUCGGAUGGCUCCGUGGAUUUUUUCCGGAACUGGGAUGACUACAAGAAGGGAUUUGGAAGCGAGCUGAGCGAAUUCUGGCUGGGGAACGACCACCUUCACCUCUUGACCUCCCUGGGAGAGAACGAGUUGCGUGUUGACUUCAUGGAUUUUGAAAAUAAACAUUCCUUCGCCAAAUUCGGAUCCUUUCAGGUGGCAGCGGAAUCCGAUCAGUAUCGGCUGACUGUGGGCAACUUCACGGGGGGCUCCGCAGGCGACUCUCUAACGAGGCACCACAACAUGCCCUUCUCCACCCGAGACAAGCAGCAGGACCCCCAAAACCAUAAAUGCGCCCAAACAUACAAAGGGGCCUGGUGGUACAAUGACUGCCAUGACUCCAACCUCAACGGGAAAUACUGGCUGGGAGAACACCAAUCCUUUGCAGAUGGCAUCAACUGGAGAACGGGGAAAGGCUACAACUAUUCAUACAAGCGCACCGAAAUGAAAUUCAGGCCUGUGGCUUAUGGGGCUCCCUCAGCUGACGGGGGUUUCUUCUGAGGGCUCCCAAAGGGCAUCUAAUCCAUCCCCUCUGCUUUUGAUUUGCUACCUUGCUGGAGAGCCUGCAUUAUGCAACAUUUACAAGAUGAAGUGAUCUACUCCCAAGUGACUUUGCAGGGUCGGGGGUGGGGGUGGGGGGCUUUUCCACCUCUCCCUCUUCACCUGCACAGCAGUUAGGAAGCCAAUAAAUGUAAAAUAAAUAAGAUUAGUAAAUAAAAAUGUGAUCUGCAAUG